Linum tenue is the source of this 3753-nucleotide messenger RNA. NCBI's taxonomy places the organism in Eukaryota, Viridiplantae, Streptophyta, Magnoliopsida, Malpighiales, Linaceae. The record is from the annotation of a GenBank genome assembly.
AAAGCAACGAGUAGUAGUGUAGUACAAAAAAAAUGAGUAAAAACAUGUUGAGCCUCUUAACUGUUGCACUGCAGUAGUAGGGUUGCUGUGUUGUGCGAGCGGGGAUUGAAGGGUUUGCUCUUUGCAGCAGAUAAACGCCACCGCGACUCGACUCGACUCCCCCGCUUCCGCUUUCUUCCUCCCUCGUCCGCCUCUUUGCUUCCUUACUCCGCUCAGACCACCGCCUCCGAUUGCGGUUACCAAUCUUUCUCCUCCACUAAUCCCUAAAUCUCGACCUCUUUCAUCUCUAUCUCCCUAAAACCCUAUCUAUCUAUCUUCCUUUCUCUGAUACUAACAAUGGGAGCUUCUUUGCCUCCCAAAGAGGCCAACCUCUUCAAGCUCAUCGUCAAAUCAUAUGAAACCAAGCAGUAUAAGAAGGGGUUGAAGGCAGCUGAUGCUAUACUAAAAAAGUUCCCUGACCAUGGAGAAACUUUGUCGAUGAAGGGCUUGACAUUAAAUUGCAUGGAUCGUAAACCUGAAGCGUAUGAACUUGUCCGGAUGGGGUUGAAGAAUGACCUUAAAAGUCAUGUUUGCUGGCAUGUUUAUGGUCUCCUCUAUCGGUCUGAUAGGGAGUACAGAGAAGCUAUCAAAUGCUAUCGUAAUGCACUGAGAAUAGAUCCAGACAAUAUUGAAAUUCUGCGUGACUUGUCCUUGUUACAGGCACAAAUGCGGGAUUUGGAUGGUUUUGUCCAGACUAGGCAACAACUACUGACCUUGAAACCAAAUCAUCGGAUGAAUUGGAUUGGCUUUGCGGUUUCUCACCACUUGAACUCAAAUGCAUCGAAAGCAGUAGAAAUUCUGGAAGCCUAUGAAGGAACCUUAGAGGAUGAUUAUCCUCCGGAUAAUGAGCGAUGUGAACAUGGAGAAAUGCUUUUAUAUAAGGUAUCUUUACUAGAGGAAUGCGGCUCCCACGAGAGAGCUUUUGCUGAGUUGCAGAAGAAGCAGUUUAAGAUUGUUGAUAAAUUGUCAUUCAAGGAACAAGAGGUUACUCUACUAGUAAAGCUUGGACGCCUUGAAGAAGGUGCUAAACUGUACAAAGCAUUGCUUUCAAUGAAUCCUGACAAUUACAGAUAUUAUGAAGGCCUGCAAAAAUGUGUUGGACUUCGUUCUGAAAAUGGUCAAUACUCUUCUGAUGAGAUUGAUAAGCUGGAUGCUUUAUACAAGUCACUGGGUCAGGACUACACCUGGUCAUCUGCUGUUAAGAGAAUACCACUUGACUUUCUCCAAGGGAACCAGUUCCAUGAAGCUGCUGAUAAGUAUAUAAGACCCCUCCUAACAAAGGGAGUUCCUUCAUUAUUCUCGGAUCUGUCUCCUUUAUAUGAUCAUCCUGGCAAGGCUGAGGUACUGGAGCAACUUAUUCUUGAGUUGGAGCAUUCAAUCAAGGCCAAUGGGACUUACCCUGGAAGAGUGGACAAGGAGCCCCCUUCAACACUCCUGUGGACAUUAUUUUACUUGGCACAGCAUUAUGACCGAAGGGGGCAAUACGACCUUGCUCUGACCAAAAUUGAUGAAGCGAUAUCACAUACUCCAACAGUGAUUGAUUUGUACUCUGUCAAGAGCCGUAUUAUGAAGCAUGCUGGGGAUUUGCCAGCAGCUGCUGCAUUGGCAGAUGAAGCUAGGUGCAUGGAUCUUGCUGAUCGGUACAUAAACAGUGAAUGUGUCAAGCGCAUGUUGCAGGCAGAUCAGGUGCCUUUGGCUGAGAAAACAGCUGUUCUGUUCACUAAAGAUGGAGACCAGCAUACCAACCUUCAUGAUAUGCAGUGCAUGUGGUAUGAACUGGCUUCUGGUGAUAGUUAUUUCCGCCAAGGAGAUCUAGGCCGUGCUCUCAAGAAGUUUUUGGCUGUUGAGAAGCAUUAUGCUGAUAUUACAGAAGAUCAGUUUGAUUUUCAUUCAUAUUGCCUAAGGAAGAUGACUCUUCGUGCCUAUGUUGCAAUGCUUAAAUUUCAAGAUCGUCUCCAUUCACAUUCUUACUUCCAGAAAGCAGCCUCUGGAGCUAUCAGGUGUUACUUGAAGUUGUAUGAUUCCCCGUCUAAGUCUACUACUGAAGAAGAUGAUGAAACAUCAAAGUUGCUGCCUUCUCAGAAGAAGAAAAUGAGGCAAAAGCAGAGGAAGGCAGAAGCCCGAGCUAAGAAGGAGGCAGAGGUGAAAAAUGAAGAACAGAGUGCUAGUAGUAUCUCAAAGUCUGGGAAGCGACAUGUCAAACCUGUAGACCCAGAUCCAAAGGGGGAAAAGUUGUUGCAGGUUGAAGAUCCAUUACUCGAAGCUACCAAAUAUCUGAAGUUACUUCAGAAAAACUCUCCCGACUCUUUCGAGACGCACUUGCUUUCUUUUGAAGUAAAUAUUAGGAAGCAAAAGGUUCUACUUGCUCUGCAGGCCUUGAAGCAGAUGCUGAGGUUGGAUGCUGAAAACCCAGAUUCUCACCGAUGUUUGAUAAUGUUCUUCCAUAAGGUGGACUCAACAACUACUCCAGUAACAGAUGCCGAGAAACUUAUUUGGAGUGUCUUAGAAGCAGAGCGUUUAUCACUCAGUCAAUUGCAUGAGAAAUCUCUACUGGAGGCAAACAUGUUCUUCCUUGAGAAGCACAAAGAGUCUUUGAUGCAUAGAGCUGCAGUUGCCGAAAUGCUCUAUGUUUUAGAACCUAGCAAGAAAUGUGAAGCCGUUACGUUGAUUGAGGAAUCAUCUAACAACAUUAUCCCAAGUGGCGGGGCACUUGGGGCAGUAAGUGUAUGGAGACUCAAGGACUGCAUUGCUGUACACAAAUUGAUAAAUACAGUUCUUGCUGACCAAGAUGCUGCAAUCAGGUGGAAAGGGCGAUGUGCUCAGUACUUCCCUUACUCUACAUACUUUGAAGGUAAACUGAGCUCGGCAAUGCCCGACUCGGCAUACAAUCAAAUCGGCGGCAAGUCCCCUGAAAAUGGGACUGCUAUAAGCCAUACUCAUGGUGAUAAGAUCACAGAUUCCAUAGCAUCAAAUGGGAAGCUAGAGGGCUUCAAGGAACUGACCAUCUGAGAGAUCUGUAUGGCGGGUGCUUAGGUUUGUGAUCCGCGAUUUAACCAUGCAGCCACAGAAAAAUGUAGUCGGUUAAGGGAUGAUUCAAGAGGUUUUGUAUUCUUUCUGCUGCUCAUCCUCUCUCUGCUAUCAUUGAUUUUGAAAGAAAAAAAAAAGGUUUGCCCACCACCUUUUCCCUACUAUUUGCUAUACCGUGCAGCUCCUUCCCAGUGGGAACUGGAUUCAGUUGCAAAUGUGUAUAAUAGACUUCUGCUGCUGAUGUCUUUUAGAAGGGGUUUUGUUUUCAAUUAACACACAGUAGCUACCUAGGGCGAGAUCUCAGAUAAAAGGGUGGCUUCCAUAAAUUUGCACCAAGCUAGAAUUGCAUGCAAGUUUUUGUAUCACUCUGGGUCAGGGGAGAACAACUGCAGAAUUGAUGAUGGUCGGGAUGCUGGUUGUGUCGUCAGCCGCUCGCGGCGUAUUAUAGAACAGUAGAGCUGAUGUAGUAGGGAGCUUUGUUGUACCGUUUUUCAAGAUUCCUGGUUUGUUUGUUUUUUGAAUUUCUUUUCUUCAAAAUGGUUGUUAGUUUUCUUGCCAUGUAUAAACACAGCUUCAUAUUGUGAAAAUUUUGCUACAGAGUCUAGAUACAUAUCACGCUUGGUUGGUUACAUGGAUUUUAGGCUUUUACACGGAAAUAAUAAUGAUUAAAGGGUUAUGAAAUUGUAA